This is a messenger RNA of Caenorhabditis remanei, 2097 nucleotides long. RefSeq lists its product as uncharacterized. The record is from RefSeq and is a predicted model, not a curated record. The transcript has 9 exons. Bases 1 to 2097 code for a protein of 698 amino acids. Lineage: Eukaryota; Metazoa; Nematoda; Chromadorea; Rhabditida; Rhabditidae. Gene Ontology annotation, molecular function: DNA binding.
AUGCGAAGUAGCUUUAGGAUUCUUGCAGCAAUCUAUUUAAACACUUCGUCUAAAGCUCUGAACACCCCACAGCAAAGGCAUCAUAUCUCUCAAUGUAGCUUUGAUGUUGGAUCGGCCGCUGCCAAGCUUCUCCUUCAAACGAGUGAAAUGAAUGUUAAUGAACGCAAGCGAGGAAGACCGUGCAAGAAGACUCGUCAAAGACCAACUUAUCGGUCGACUUCUUCUGAACGAACUCCAGUGAAAACUCGUUCCCAGCUAGACAAUAGAAAACAUUCGACAACCAAGCCGACGGCUUCUACUUCGACGCCUUCAAAUCUAAAAAUGUCAAAGAACAAGAAAGCUAGUAAAACACAUUAUUAUGUCUCUGAAGAUAGCUCUUCUGAAGGAGAGUCUCCACCAAGAAAGAAACCAGCCACCGCCGCUUCAUCGUCGUUGAGCCAAACAAGGCAGAAAAAAAAGAUACAUCCUCCACAAGUAGAUCAUGAGUCUGAUGGAAAUGAUGAGGCAGAGAACGAUGGAAAAGAGUCAUCAGACUCUUCGUCUAGUGAUCAAGACUCCGAUGCGGAUCCUCCCUAUGAGGCUCAGGGAAAAUCAAAAGUCCCUCAAGCUGAUGUCCUUGUCGACGAACCAAUUAAUCAAGUUUUGGCUGGUGAGAAUCAGGGAACCUCCGAAGAGAUUCCACAAGAAUUUCCCGAUCUUCGUGAGAUAUUCGACUCAUUCGUCAAGCCACCAACGCGUGUCUGCGAGUGUCAAUUGCCGACCGACGCCAAGCGAUCCCAACAUCAUGAAAGAUGCCCAAAAAGGUGUCCAACACAUCAUCCCGACAUCCAUUCAUUUUUGCUGAAAGUUUUGGAAAAACACCCGAAACCAUCACCCACGUUGAAGAAGGAGCUAGUAAUGAGAACCGGAUUAACUUCUGCACAAAUAUACAGAUGGUUCAAACACAGAAAAAGCGCCCAAGAAGAUCAUCAAGUUCCGAGGAUGAAUCCCUCGUCUUCAUCUAUUCAUUCGGAUUACGUGGCUAGUGCGGUUCCUGGAGCUCAAACGAACCCAAACACUCGUACCAACGCGUUACCCAACGCCCGUACACCACAACAUACUCCUGUUCUGACUUCACCUAGCGCGCUGCCACUUGAUUCAUUUAAACCCGAACACCAUCAAGAGGAUGCGGAAGGAGAUUGGGAUUCUCCUCUUGUCGAACAAGAUUAUUAUGCUCAAUUGGAUCGACCAGAACAAACUGUUGCUGAAUAUCUGAGAGUCCAGAUACCAAAUACGCAAUCACGAAUGAGCCGCCCACAAAGACGGCACCUGAUGAUGGUUUCGAUACCAGGAGGGACUACUCAACAAAGCUUUUUGAAUAAUUACCCAAGACAAUUCCCAUCAUCUCAAAUGGACUCUCAAAGAGCUGAAAUGACAGUGACACAGCAAAGAUCUCACAACAGUCAGCCGCUUUUAAGAGCGGCUCUAGGAGAUGUUCCACGGAUCGGUAUUCAAUCCAUUAGACUACCUACGGCAGGGCGAGAGUAUGGCUCGGUUUUAUAUGGAGUUGGAGCUGAAAGAACUGGAGAAGACUUAGCAGGAAACCAGCAAUAUCUGUCAGCUUCAAAUCAGGCUCAAGAUUUUCCUUCAAGUUCUGGUGCAAGUUCUCAAACUCGACCACCAUCAGAAUCCGCAGUUCUGAUGAAUGCAAAUCAAUAUGAACCGAGGUCACAAAGAAGUUAUAAUUCUUCAAUCACGAAUCUUGGCUUCGAUUCUAAUCAAAGCUCAUCAUUUAGUGGAAGAAUCGGAAGAAAUGAGUCUACUUCCCAGCUAAAAAGUUCAACCUGUACUCCAGAAAUUUCCACCUCAAGAUCAAAGGAAAGUGAUUCCGAUGUGGAAAUAAUCGGGCCGAGAUUAAGCAUCAAAAAAGAAAUCGAUAUGGUCGAGGAAUAUAAGAACGACCCUGAUUUUGGUUUCGAUGAGCCUGAAUGGGUGCGAGUGAGAGCCGAGUUGGCAUCUGAGCCGAAGCGGCAAACAAAACUACCACAAAACCUGAGUCUCAGUAUAGAAAACUGGACGAAAUACGCAGGAAGUGAGGAAAUUAGAAAUGAAAUUUAA